AUUAUGUCGUCCUCAUCAUCUGAAGAGGAAAUGAAACCAAAAAAGGAAGAAAAAAAGAAGGAGAAGUCGAAAAAGGAUAAAUCAAAAAAGGAGUCGAAGAAAGAAUCAAAGAAGGUAAGCAACCAGCUGUCCUAUGUUUCUUCCUCCUAUACUGAAAAUUCAAUGAUUGAACUGGGAAGUAUGCGUUACGUGACUGUCAGGAGUUUCCGAGGAAAGGCGCUCAUUGAUAUUCGAGAAUUUUACACAGAUAAAGCCUCAGGUGAAAUGCGCCCCGGCAAGAAAGGUAUAAGUCUCAGCAAAGAACAGUACCAGAACUUCAAAGCUGUCAUGAGCGAAAUUGAUGCGAAACUUUGA
This is a messenger RNA of Haemonchus placei, 354 nucleotides long. The record is from the annotation of a GenBank genome assembly. Lineage: Eukaryota; Metazoa; Nematoda; Chromadorea; Rhabditida; Trichostrongylidae.